CGUCAGGGCCGUCCGGCGGCGCCGCCGCCGCCGCGCCGGGAGGAGUCGCCGCCGCUCCGCGCGCGGGGCCCCGGGGCCGCCGCCGCGUUCUCGGUGGGAGUGGGUGGCCCCACGGGGCACCAUGCCGCUGGGGCGGGAUGGGCCCAGCUGGAAGAAGAGGACAGAGGACAUUCGGCGCAUCUACGACUUCCGAGAGGUCCUGGGCACGGGGGCCUUCUCCGAGGUGGUCCUGGCGGAGGAGAAGGCGACGCAGAAGCUGGUGGCCAUCAAGUGCAUCGCCAAGAAGGCGCUGGAGGGGAAGGAGACCGGCAUCGAGAACGAGAUCGCCGUCCUCCAUAAGAUCAAGCACCCCAACAUCGUGGCCUUGGAUGACAUCUACGAGAGCAGCACCCACCUCUACCUCAUCAUGCAGCUGGUCUCAGGGGGGGAGCUCUUCGACCGCAUCGUGGAGAAGGGUUUCUACACCGAGCGAGACGCCAGCGCCCUGAUCCGGCAGAUCCUCGACGCCGUCAAGUACCUGCAUGACAUGGGCAUCGUCCACCGUGACCUCAAGCCCGAGAACCUGCUCUAUUACAGCCUGGACGAGGACUCCAAGAUCAUGAUCAGCGACUUCGGGCUGUCGAAGAUCGAGGGCUGCGGCAGCGUCAUGUCCACAGCCUGCGGCACCCCUGGCUACGUGGCUCCCGAGGUGCUGGCGCAGAAGCCCUACAGCAAGGCAGUGGAUUGCUGGUCCAUCGGGGUCAUCGCCUACAUCCUGCUCUGCGGUUACCCCCCUUUCUAUGACGAGAACGACGCCAAGCUCUUCGAGCAGAUCCUGCGGGCCGAGUACGAGUUCGACUCGCCCUACUGGGACGACAUCUCGGACUCGGCCAAGGACUUCAUCCAGCACCUGAUGGAGAAGGACCCCAGCAAGCGCUUCACCUGCGAGCAAGCCCUGCAGCAUCCCUGGAUCGCUGGGGACACAGCCCUGGACAAGAACAUCCACCAGUCAGUGAGCGAGCAGAUCAAGAAGAACUUUGCCAAGAGCAAGUGGAAGCAAGCCUUCAACGCCACGGCGGUGGUGAGACACAUGCGAAAGCUGCAGCUGGGAACCAGCCAGGAGGGCCCUGGGCAGACGACUCCCACCAGCCCUGGCGAGCGGCUGCGGGGGGGCAGCAGCAACGGGUCAGACUGUGGGCGCCUGCCUGCCAGCAGAGCUCAGCGCCUCCCGCCAGACUGAGCACGGCCCCCACGGCUGCAUCACGGGGGGGGGGCUGGGAAGGAGGGUCCAGCCCUCCUGUGGGCACAGCAUGGGGUGGCGGGGGGGGCUGCAGUACUGGAGCAGGGGGCACCCUGCCCUGCUCGCCCUGUCUCCCAGCCCCCGGUGUGUGGGGCUGCCCCCCGCCACAGGCUCGCAGCAGAGCUCUGCAUCGGGGCAAGGGCAGCCCCCAAAAGCACCUCCCUCCCUCUCCCCCCUCCCCCCGGCUCGGGGCUGCGUCCCGGGGCCUCCUCCAUCCCUCCCUUCCCCCCACGCCUGCCUCGGCACUGCCCCACACCCCCCCAGCAUGUUCAAGGAGAAUUUUCCAAAUGGAUGUUUCUAUUUUAUUGCUUGUAAUAAAGGCAAGAGGCCAACA
Messenger RNA from Chroicocephalus ridibundus (black-headed gull), 1613 nucleotides. RefSeq names its product calcium/calmodulin dependent protein kinase I (gene CAMK1). Gene Ontology annotation, biological process: peptidyl-serine phosphorylation. The transcript is spliced from 12 exons. Bases 122 to 1219 code for a protein of 365 amino acids. Lineage: Eukaryota; Metazoa; Chordata; Aves; Charadriiformes; Laridae. The record is from RefSeq and is a predicted model, not a curated record. Gene Ontology annotation, cellular component: intracellular anatomical structure. Gene Ontology annotation, molecular function: calcium/calmodulin-dependent protein kinase activity; calmodulin binding; ATP binding.